Molecule: messenger RNA, 1089 nt
Organism: Plutella xylostella (diamondback moth)
Lineage: Eukaryota; Metazoa; Arthropoda; Insecta; Lepidoptera; Plutellidae
Source: RefSeq, a predicted model, not a curated record
GAGGUUAGGUGUCAACAAGUAAACAAUAAAUUUUUAGCUCCCAAUAUAAAUAAAUAAAACUUACAUAUAUGGAACUGUACUUCAUGGUUUAUUAAAGUCAGUGACACCAUUAUACCUGCCAGCUAAUAUAUUCACUUUAAGAAGUUGUACAAGACAUUGUUUGGAUUAAACAUAACCUCAAAAUGGAAUCCAUCACCAAAUCACUUGAGGAGAUGAAGGAGAUGUUCGGCAGUAGCAUGGCCAGCUUCCAGGAGCAGCUCAACUCAAAGUCCCCAGGCCCCCCGACCACCACUGGACUUGCUGCAGAAUUUAGCACAUUCCGGGCUUUCAUUAUGUCUGCUCUGGGAACUCUGCAGCAACAGGUAGAAUUUCUGGCUCGGGGCAUGGAUGCUGUUGAGAUGAGGAGCCGUCGCAAAAUGUUGCUGGUGCAUGGUGUUCCGGAGAGCAAAGAUGAGGACACCACAGUAGCUACCAUCAAAGAGCUUGCCGGCCACUUCGCAGACCCAGAGCUUUGCAGAGAGGUAGAUGUGAGGCAUUGUCACAGGCUGGGACGCAGUGUGGGUGAGAAGCCAAGACCUGUUGUACUGAAGCUAAAGGAGGCCUCACUACGGGACAGGAUUUGGUUUUCAAAAACCAAACUCAAGGGCUCUGGAGUGACUCUGUCUGAGUUUCUGACCAAGCCGCGUCACGACACCUUUAUGGCGGCUAGACAGCGGGUCGGCGUGUCGCGAUGCUGGACGAGGGAUGGGUGCGUGUUCGUGCUCAGCCCGGAUGGUAAGCGGCACCGAGCAGUGACUGUCGCCGAACUGGAUGCUGUGUGUCCGCCGACACUGCUCGCGGGAUCAUCGUCGGUCGCCAGUACGUUGCCGGGGGCUGCUAAAAAAGGUAGCGAGAAAGCUCCAUCAACCAAAGCCCGUCCAAAACGAGCCACAAUCCAAAAGUCUGCGUGAUCUUUGGUCAUAGUGUUAUGAUAGGUAGUUUUAAUUGUAAUCACAGCUUUUUAUUUUGUUUAUUUUCUUUUUCUACCUGAACUUUAAAUUUUUCAUUUUAUUUUGAAUGUCAAAGUUUAAACUGUCAAGUGUCUUGUCA